Molecule: messenger RNA, 1006 nt
Organism: Lolium perenne
Lineage: Eukaryota; Viridiplantae; Streptophyta; Magnoliopsida; Poales; Poaceae
Source: RefSeq, a predicted model, not a curated record
GAUAACAUUUAUGCGGUGAUUGAGAUGGAGCUCUCCUUGAUGUACGACAUCAUGUACACCAAGGCGAGGGUGGUUCACACCUGGUAUGGGCUCUGCAUUCGCUUCGUCUCGCUUCUCGCCAUAGCCACUACAACGGUCAACCUGAAGGAUGGUUACAAGAGAGUUGAUGUGGCUAUCACUUGCAUCUUGUUGGUCGGGGCCUUACUUCUGGAGGUAACAUCAGGGUUCAUCACAAUUGGGUCGACAUGGACAGGUUAUUUCCUGUACUCGCGGAGAUGGAACCUGCUGCAUCCUAUAACGGCCUCUCUUCGCCGGCUUGUAGUCAGGGCAGGAAUCGGGCAAAGAUGGUCGGAGACAGUACGCACGGUUGGACAGUUUAACAUGCUGGAUUUCUGCACGGGGGACAGCUAUAACCUCAAAAAGGUCCCAAUGCGUCGCGCCAAGAUUUCACCUCAACUCAAGGACUUGCUGCUAAACGAGUUGCUGAGGAUAGCGGACAGGCAUGAUGGUGCAGAGGAAGGUAUGUACUCCUUGAACCAGAACACAGACCUCCCCCUGUUCGAAGCUGAAUUCGACACCAGAAUUGUUCGUUGGCAAAUCGCCACCGAUGUCAUCCUCUGCUCGAUCAACGAGGAUGGCGAAGAAGACUACCAGGUGGCAAUCAAGAACCUCUCGGAUUACAUGAUGUUUCUCCUCGUAAAGCAUCCCGAAAUGCUUCCUGGCCAUAGCCGUGUGGCCACAUGUACGUAGAUGCCUUGCAAUGGAUCGCACUCUGUAAUAAGAACGUCGAGCGUCUGGACAAGGAGGCUUCAAUAAUGCGGAACUAUAAGAAGCCUUUAAUCACACGUGGAGCUCAAGUUGCCCAGUACAUGACUGAGAAACGCCAUUGACCGGACGAUGACUCUGGGGAGAACGCUACCUGUAAUCAUGGGGUUGAUAUCGCCAAAACUCUGCUCCAGAAGGGAUGGGGCACGCGCCGUCUGUUGGAGGCGAUAUUCGGGAUUUG